Thalassophryne amazonica is the source of this 1860-nucleotide messenger RNA. Its product is annotated as carcinoembryonic antigen-related cell adhesion molecule 1-like. Gene Ontology annotation, biological process: T cell activation; interleukin-15-mediated signaling pathway; positive regulation of ERK1 and ERK2 cascade. NCBI's taxonomy places the organism in Eukaryota, Metazoa, Chordata, Actinopteri, Batrachoidiformes, Batrachoididae. The transcript is spliced from 8 exons. Gene Ontology annotation, cellular component: external side of plasma membrane; membrane raft. The record is from RefSeq and is a predicted model, not a curated record. Bases 107 to 1549 code for a protein of 480 amino acids. Gene Ontology annotation, molecular function: MHC class II protein binding; protein tyrosine kinase binding.
CUUUGACUGUGCAAAGUGGUAAAUAGGAGAGAAUCUGAAGAAAGAGAUUAUUGAGCAAUUGAAAACAACUGAAAAAAAAACCUGAUCAAAUCUAGAAGUGAUAAAUAUGAUCUGGGAAUAUUUAACAUUUGGCUUGAUUCUUGUGACAGGAGCUCAGUGUGAGGUAACAGAGGUGUUUGUGGAGGCAGGUUCUCAGGCUGUGUUACCCUGUCAAUGCCACCCUCUCUCAUCCUUUGCUCCUUUGAUUCUCUGGAAGAAAGCCAACAAAGGCACUGUCUGGAGAAAGGAGCCGAGUGGUCUGCAGUACUGGGGUUACCGAUGGAUGCAGAACAAGAAGCGUAUCCAGUGUCCCCACACAAAAUUCGAACAAGGUGACUGCAGCCUGGAAAUCAGUAACGUAACUGAAGAAGAUGGAGGAGUUUACUCUUGCAGGGUAGAAGAUAGAGCCUCUCUGUCAGAAAAGUCUGUCACCCUCAGAGUCAUCAAAGCGUCUGUACUCCCAUCUGUUCCCAUAUUGGGGAACAACGUUGUAAUCCAGUGUAACGUGACGCCAUGGCCCAACGGGACCACUGUGCGAUGGACAUUCAACAACCGACCGUUUGUGCCUCGGCCUGAACUCACACACCGUACAGACACAGCUAAGACAAUCAUAAAGGAGAAGGCAACUCCAGCGCUGACAGGAGACUGGACCUGUGUCGUGGAAUACGAAGGCAGAGAGGGGCGAGCUAAAGCCUCUCUUUCCGUGAAGGGAAUCAUUGAACCACCCAAUGAUGACACCAGGGUGUACACUGCGGUGGGAUCUUCAGUCACGCUCCCCUGUGUCUUCUCCCCUGAUUUAAUCCCCUCUGAUGCAGCCUGGAAGAAAUUAAAGUCUGGGUCUCUUUCUCAAGUGUCUCCCGGCCCCCUUCCUCCUUCAUUCUCUGCGUCUUCCCUGUCCUCGCAUCCCCCCUGGGACAAGACUGCUGGUUUGACAGAGGUUGAGGUUGCAGACGAGGGCAGGUACACAUGCUCUGGCAAAAUAAACAGGCAAAGACUAACUCGACGUAUUCAGCUCGUCGUCGCCAAAGUUGAAGCCGUCAUUCCAUCCAAGAAACGAUCCUCUGUGACACUGACCUGUCAGUUGACUGACUCGAGUCAGAUCAUCAAAUAUGAGUGGGUUCAUGUGACCUACGACCUCAACGGUACCCGGUCUGUUGAGUCCAUCCAGACUGGGAAGUCUCUUAGCAUCAGUAAGGAUUCAGAGAAGAAUAUGGGUGAAUGGACAUGUCGCUUCUAUGGGAGAAAAGGCAUUUUGGGGAAUGUAACAUACCACGUUCAUCUAAUGAGCGGCCUGAGUGGAGACAAAUUUAAAUCCACACAUCUGUCACAGAACACAGCCGUAGCCAUCGGCCUCAGUUUUCUGCUUCUCAUCCUGCUCUUGAUUUUGGCUCAGAUGUACAAGAACCACCGCCGGAGAAAGAGGAUUUUUCAGUACCCUGCACUGGAGACUAUUGCUCAUGCGAUCUCCAAUGAGCGCGAGGAGCGAGAAAGGAGGCAAGCAAAAACGUAAAGACACAUUUUGGUGUAGAGGGACAAAUUUCGUAGCAUGAAACUCAGCUGACAACUAUCCAGUUUUCCUAGAUGCCAUACAUUUGGAAACUUUUGUUUGCACACAUUUUGUAUAUACGUAUAUAUAUUCAAAGCAGAUGUUGUAGCAGUAUAGUUGUUAUUGUUUUUUUUUUUUUUAAGAAUAUGUUUCAUAUUAUCCUGUUUUUUCCCCUGUAAUUACUUUCACUGUAUAUUUUAUGGCAUGUGUAUAUUGAUAAUACAAUUAUUUCCAAAUAAAGUGGAUGUGACUGAAAUAAAUGUUACUUUAUUUUA